GCGACGCCAGUCUCGCUCGAUCCGCGCGCGCUCUCGUACGGGGUGAACCGCGACCGCAGAGCCGCCUUAUCACUGCAUCCUUAUGGAAUUCUCGCUUAUCACUGGCGUCGACACUUCUUCGCUAAUCCGGAUUGUCGGCGCUUCGCGAGCCUAGUCGCUAUUGUCCGCGCACGUUUUUGCUCUCGAAGAGGCGGCUCGAUUCCUCGUUGACUUGUGUGCGGGUUCGGCCGUGUUCUCACAUGUGUUUCCACAAGUUAUUCUACCUACUCCUGCUGUCACGAUGAUUAUCAAUACAUUCGCUUCUUGAGGAAAUCCCCCAUAAGUUUCUAGUGUGGAUCGGCAUUUUUUUUUAUUUCGGCUAUAUUCUAUUUCUUUUCGUUUUUAUUGUUUUUUUUCGUUGUAGUGAAUAGAAUCAAUUCCUUCAGCUCUAGCAUCGGUGCUUUCACCACUGUGUUACGAAAUCAAACCGAAGUGUGUUGAAUUUUGAGUGAUUUUCAGAGAAGUUCGACCGGAAUCUGGAGGGAGUGUCCGCGAAACCAGUCGUAUCCUUUCGAAAGCCUUGAAAGCUGUGUACUGCUUACUCGAUACGGUUGUGCGCUUGGUUUAAUUUUGGUAUUGCCCUUUCGUAUGCAACUCUGAUGCUUGAAGUUCGGUGUUAAGUAAUUAUUAUUUCGUACCAUUUUCCGUGCGUUAAACUGAAAUGCUCGAGGAAGCAUAAGCAAACGCCUGUCCGCCCUCUAGUAAAUUUUGAAUUUUUUUUCGCUGUUGUUACCACGUGUGUUUCACUACCGGAAUCAAGAUGGAUAUGUUACCUCACACCAAUGUACUCCGAGAGCUACAGGACAUACACGACACAGGAUAUUUCUGCGUCCAGAACACACUCGAGGAUAAUUGGCAACAGACGUGUUACGAGAUGGAGAAGUGGCUAAAAGAGGAACCUCGGGCACCGCGGUCACCAAAGCGAUCUCUAUCAGACCUGGACUCCCUGUCCAGCCCGUUGAUCCCUUCAUCUCCAGCGUCGCCGCUGAUGGAACCAGAGUGCGAACUCCUCGUCGAAUCCAACUCGGAGAGCGACUUCAAAAGCGACGGGAGCGAUAGCGAGCACCCCUUGUUCUGCUCCCUCCCGGACUCAGACAUGGAGUCGGAGUGGCCCAAGCCGGACCGAGUGGACCCCCUGAACCUGGACGACCUGGUCAUCCCGGAGAAGCUCCUGGAGAGCGUGGACCUGAACGAGUGCACGCCGUGCUGGGAGUCGGACCUGGAGUGCGACGUCCAGGUGAAGAAAGAGCUCCUGGACGACGACGACGAAGAGCUGGAGGAGAUGUACACGGCGGCGAUGCAGAACCCGCUCCGAUUUAGUUUCAUACCCAAGGGCGAAGGGGACUCGCUGCCGACGUUGACGCCGCCGUCAAGUCCGGAAUCGAAGAAGUGCGUCAACAUGAGCGCCGUGAACAACGUGGGCAAUGGCCUCUCGCUCAACGGCCUGAACGCCUUCAGCACGCUGACGACGCUGUCGGCGGCCGACGUCGGGAGCCUCUUCAAGAUGGCCACGAAGGGGGCCAUCGUGCGCUUCACCGCGCGGGACGUGUCGGGGGUGACGCGACUGAUUUCUGUGACCCACGGCCCGAUCACCGUGACGACGCCUGUGAUACCCCUGGCCUCGGUGACGCCGCCCGGCAACGGGACGUCGCUCAAGACGCCGAGCGCGGGCGCGGGGGCGGCCUCCGGGGGCCUGGGGCUGGGGUUGGGCACGACGAAGGGCCGAUCCGGGUCGAGGACGUCGAGGACGGGCGGGCGCGCCGGGACCGGGCGCACGGCGGCGCUGAGGAACGGGCACAAAGGUGCGGGGGCUGCAAGGACGAACGGGCGAGGAGGUGCCGGGACUCCCGGGGGGCAUGCCGGCCAAAGGACUAACGGGGCGACGCUGGCGUCUUCCCUCAACUCCACCACGACGGCCACCGGGACGACCGGGACGACCGGCUCGACCAGGACGCGGGCGUCCAGGGAGACCGACUCCAAGAAGAAGGUCCACAGGUGCGACUAUAUCGACUGCAAGAAAAUAUACACCAAGAGCUCCCACCUCAAAGCGCAUCAACGAACGCAUACAGGAGAGAAGCCGUACAAGUGUCAUUGGCCUGGCUGCGGGUGGAGUUUCGCGCGGUCGGACGAGCUGACGCGCCACUACCGGAAACACACCGGGGCCAAACCGUUCAAAUGCGUCCACUGUGAUAGGGGCUUCUCCAGAUCGGAUCACCUGGCGCUUCAUAUGAAACGUCACAACUAGAACCACCACCGCCCCCCACUCCGGCGCCCCGGUGACCCCUCCAACCUGCUUUUAUAUUGUUGUUAUAUUUUGUUAGCACCAUUAUCAUUGUUAAUAUCCUUCGACGGAUCAUUGAAUGGGUCUCUUGCAAACUGCAACGGGAGUCAUGAAAAGAGUUGAAGCAAGGAGCGUUGAAACGGCACAAAGUUUUUUUUUUUUUUUUUUUUUUUUCCAAACUUUUAGAACCUUAAAAAACGUUGAACGUUUUUCGGCAUAAUGACACGGUUUUUCGACACGGAAAAAAAUUAGUUGGCAUUUACUAUAUUCUGGUUAAUAAACGGCACAACCAGAGAGUACGGAAACUUUCAUCAAAAUUAUCGUGAAAGUAACAAGAUUUUUCCGUAUUGUGACAAUAAUUUUGGUCGAAGUUACCAUACUGUCUGGUUGUGCCGUUUUUCCACCAGAGAAUGGUAAAUGCUUCCCAACUUUUUUACCGUGAUUUUCCUAAACUAAAGCUUAAAUCACAGUUCAAGCCUUGUGUGUUUCGACCUGAAAAUCUCAUGGGUCAAAUUCGACAUUAUUAUAUACAGACUAUCUACAAGGAGAUACGGAUUCGUGCCUUUUUAGCUGUAAUCUUUUUUACGUAGGAAUCAUGUGUGACUGACUUGAAUGAAAAGGAGCCGUAUAGCAUUCGUAUUCAUAUAGUUCUUUUUUAUUAAAUUCAUAUACCUAAAGUUCCAUAUGGCGUAAAUACUACCAAAUUUGCAAGGAAGGAGCUUAAAAAUCCGUAAAUGUCUUGUGUAUUCCGCAGACAGUCAGCAAUCGCCGGAAAUUUGCAAGUAGCAUGCGUGUGUUAACUCGAUAAAUUCUCAUAAUAUGCACAGUCAUAAUGAAUGAAGUAUCACAGGUGCAUGUGCAUUGUCUCGGCUUCGAGCGUCUUCAAAUGCGGAUGAUACUAUCAGCUUUGCGAGGAAGUUAGUUUAGUUGCCUAUUCGAACCAAACGUAACAAAUGUCACCGAUUUCAUCAGGUACAGUACACACACUUGCUUGUGUGCGUACGCUGAUACCAUGCAUUGAAGGAGAAAUAAUCGUCUUUUCAGAAUCCAAGCUUAACAUUUAGUACUUUCUAUCUUGUUUUAUUUCUGAAUAUUUACAUGUUUUUACUCAACACAUAUAAAUUGCAAUUUUCCAGCUAUUGCUAAAUUGCCUGCCACGUGUAGAUUCUGUGAUAAGGAGUGAAUUUCAGACUUUGUCAAUUCACUCAUCGUGAUUUUUGGAGGUUCUAUCUUUUGGAACAAAUCUAUUUUUUGCUCCUGCUGAAGUUUGCAACAGACCCUUUGAGCGUGCACUCUCUUGUUCUCAAAUACUUACCAAUUUACCCGUGAGCUCGUCCUCUCGCGUAAGGGAUUCUUACAAGCAGUGGCAAGGGGUGAAUGAUCGAUUAUCGAUAUUUCCUCAUUUGAUGCUGUGGUAAAACAUCGAUUGUUAAGGUGUCCGUUGCGAACACCCUAUUAAUCGAUCCUUUUCCAUAGGAUUAAAGGGCAGGUCGAUCGAUAUAUCGCAAAUUACGCCAUGCCACUGCUUACAAGUUGGAGCUCACGUGGGAUGGUUCACUCACGCACAUUGGCGGAUUCAACAAAGCCACAACAUUAUUUUUCUCCAUUCAAACAUAUGUUAAUGUAUCGACUCUUGGAGGCGCUAGAUAUUCCAACAAAAAUCGAUCAUUCAACACAGGUAUAAUGAAGGAAAGCCAGUGUUGCCAAGUUGUUGGAUCCACCUUUGCUCAUUCAUGAUAUGAAAACGGGGGCUUCUCAAUUUUUAAUUUUUCAGUCGACUUUCCUAAUACGUAUUGAUUAAUGUUCACAAGUCAAGGUAUCGAUAACAUCUUUGGAAACGGCACCUAAUGGCAUUGAUUGUUAAAUUUGAGCUUAGGGAAAACGUAAAUGAGCUGUCGAGACGUCAGACUGAAAUAACUCUUUGUUCAUAUAGCCUCAACGUCCUUUACGUAUUAGAUCAGCAAAAUUAUUUUUUUCUCUCUCUCUUUCAUUUCUUCAAAUUUCCAAAUGGAAGAAGUAAUUAAAUGGAUUUUACCAGAUUGACUGAAUAUGUUAGAUGUUACCUACAUUUUUUCUGAUUUGAUUCUUGUUGCAAGAAAACUGACCAACACUCAACUGUGGAAAUUUGUGAAUAUAACCUCUAUGAAUUAUGAAAUAUGAACAGAAAGUCCAAGAGCUUAAUGCUGCUCAGCUUCUUGAGAAAGGAGAGAGCUUUUCAGAGGGCAUGAAACGUAUUUAGACUGAUUUGGGUUAAACCGUCCAAUCGAUCUACUAUCUCACCAAGAACAACUUAUAUGCAACUUCCUACUUAAAUUCUUGCAGGAAAAGGGGUAUACCUAUAUAUUGCCACAGCAUUAAUGUACUUGUUUUCUUAAUAUUAAUAUUAUGAUACAUGGUAAUGAUCUCUUGUCUUGGGUAUUUUCCACCAAAAGUAAUUUCUGAAGAACUAAAAUUUGUCGUAUUUUUUUCUUUCUAUUUUCCAUCCUCUUUUACUUUUACAUUCACUCCUUGGGCCUAGGACCGAUAUUUUUUUUUAUUUUUAAUAUUACACAUGUCAGUAAUUUUUCAACGAAAGUUCUUUCCACGAAAUGUUGCAAACAAUUUUAAAAUGUCACAAAAAAAAUCAAGUUUCUAAAACCAUUGAAAAUCAAAGAUCGGAAAGAUAGAUCCAUCCCCAAAGCCAUGCAUUAGUAUGUCCAAUCAUGUUUUGAGUCUUCUAAUAUCACUCGUUCCCGUUUGUUGUGCGUGAAAGUGAACCUGUCUGAUUGAGAAUUCCCAUCUUUCUGUCGUGAGGUACAUUUCUUAACCUUGAAAUUCCACCAGAAUCUGAGCAAAAUAAUAAGAAAUAAUCGAAUAAAAUAGUAAAAAAACACAUUUCGUAUACAGCUCGCCCCCUCAUCUGGAUAGGGUGCGCUCCUGUUUGACGCAGUAGAUCAAGUAUUUGAACAAAAUUCUACUUUUUUUUCGGAUCCAAGUUAAAUUUUUUCUACGAACAGAGGACUGUAACUGGGCGGUGUAAUUAAGUAAAACUGCAAACAGCCCCGCCCCCUCUCUGUUAACGCGAGGUUGCUAAAUCGUGUGGCGGAAUGUUCAUAUUUUACAUUGAGUUUUAUCAGAUGAAAAUGCUGAUUUAGCACACAUCAGCACCACAUGUCAGCCAUGAGUGCCAGCGUGAUAAAUUACGCAAAACCCAACUUGAGGAGCCGCUACCUCGAACAUCAAUGUUUCUCUGAGUCCUGAAUGAAGAUGUCGGGUUUUUUUUAAAGAGUAGAAGCCUAAAAUUUCCUUGAAAUUGGUUCAGAUUCGGCGUCAAAAAGAGUAAAUUUAAAAAAAGUAAGCCAAAGCAAUUCGAUGCAAUGCUUGACUUGUUCCAAGCGUCGACGAUUUUUUGCACCUGUUUUAAGGCUCUGUGAUAUUAAAUAUUGUUUAAUAAUUUUUACCUAGAUCAAAAAUGGACUGUAAACAUUUGUAGAUAGAUGCAAAUAUCUAGUUUUAUACUUAGAUACAUUAUUUUUACGACUGCGACUUCCUAAAUCAUUGUAAUGAAUAUCCUGUCGCAUUUUCUCUACUUUUUUUCUAAUUAUAACAGAUUAUUUAAAUUCCAGUGAGAAAUAGCCAAAGUUUAGGUGAAUGUCAAACAUCAAAAUUUUUCGCAUGCUGAUAGUCCUUUUUAAUAAACACGGUUGAUUCGUGUGCACAAUGAGGUUACAAAAUAACUUUAAGUGCUUUUAUGUUUAUUCAUUUUUCUUUUAAAGAAGAAUAUGCGUGUGCAAACGUACACAAAGGCAUAUUAGCUAAUUCGCCUAUCUCAAUUUUUCAAAUGCCUUGCCCUCCUUUAUGGAAGGCGGAAUGAUAAAACUUCUUUGAUAUCAAUAAUUUGUAGGUGAAAGGUAUUCGCGAUUAGGUAAUAUCCUCUAGAUUAAUUCGAUUAAUUUUCAUUUGUUUCUAUGUGAGCAGUAGAGAAAUUGAAGCUAGCAAUGAAUGUAGUUCUAAUGUAUAAAAGAAAUAAGAAAAAAAAACAGUAAUUGUGAACUGAUCUUUUUCACGUGGAUUGUUUUUUACGGACAAGUCUAGAGAAAUUCCCUCUUUUGCACCAUAUUGUCCCUUCUUUAGUAUAUUACUCGACGUAAUAUUCGACGAUGAAGUUCUCAAAUCAUGUACCUCGGUUUACAGCUUCUUAUCAUACUUUAUUUCUUCCAAGAAAAUUAUUUAACAUAAUCACUUGAAAACUCUUUUUCAUGUGUUCUGUGUGAAGAAUAUUCUGUAGGGAAUUCAAGGAGUGCUAUUAGUUCGUUCUCCAUUCCAAAAUCGGCGCAAAGGAGAAAAGUAAAAACACCGCAACCGAUAUUCAUGAUUUGGGAGUUUUUACGUCCAUUUGUUUUGUCAUUUUAAGGCAGCCAAAAACGGCCAAAGCAGUUAUAGCCUCCAAGAGGUCCUGAGGUUACCAUUAAGUUAAGCUUUGUACAGAUUGAUUGUACAGCGUUAUGAAUAAGUUAUGUUUAGCUACUUCUCUCAGUUGUUUUGGAGCUCAUUCUUGUCGCUGACUGCUCGAGGAAUUGAAGUUUAUUAAAAUUAACACGCCAAUGAAAUGUAAUAUUUCAAAUUGAAUCACCGGAAAUGGAGUAAUGGUUUAAAAAUCAGAAAAAGCAUACAUUGGGGAGUUUUCCUUCGUCCUGCUGUGUUCAAAAAAUUCUCUCAACCCUGGCCAGCCUCUUACACUUGUGAAUUUGCAGGAAGACUGAUAACAAAUUUUGAAAUCACGACCAGACCAAUUCCAGCAGAGAGGGAUGAGUCUGACCUUAACGCCCAAACAAAACCAAAGAAAACAAUUAUCGUAAAAAUCUUGAUCGUGUUUGAAAAACCUCACGACAUUAGACAGUUUUCAAGUCGUAAUGUUAUGUAUUACAUCAUUUCUGUGAUGUUGAACUUUUGGUUCGAAAAUGAAUGCUGCCUAUGGAGUUCCCGGUAACCAUUCCCUCUUGUUCUCUAGAAUUUGUGUCCGCUCUUCUCUGCUGAAUUCAGCUCGGGCCGUUGUUCAGCAGAAGUAAUUUGGUGACUGAAAGUCUGACAUUUGGACUAUUACUGCCAAACGGAAAAAUGUGCAUUAAGACAUAAGCCCUAAGACCCAUAAAAAUAUUUGCAAAACAGAGCUCAAGUCAUAAUUCACAUAGUUCCGUUUGGCAGAAGUAGACCGUCCAUUUCUCAGAAGUAGACGAGUGAUUUCCUUAAAAUAUCAGUCGCUGCUGCUUCAUGUCCUUAGUAUCCGAGACAUUCAAGCGCACGAGAGAAAGAAUUUUGUGACUUCGGAGCCAUCUUUGAAUUCCAUGAAAAUGUAAGAACGUACCUACAGGAAUCUUUAUUAAUUAAUGGAUUGAAACUGAUCAUUUUUUCUUCCUUAUUACUUGCUUUUACGAAGAAUUGGACCUUUCCAUGCUGAAAAACAUUGAAUGGAAAAAAAAAUUCCGAAGGAAAAAUGCAACUGCCGGGUGCAUGAAAACAUCCAAGGAAGUUCAGAAAUUAUAAGUAGAAUGAUAACUAACCGAAAGUGUAUUUUUUUCCUACUUUAAUUACAAUCAAUGAAGCAUCUGUGAUGUUCUUAAUUUUAUCUUUCUAAAUUCUGUGCCAACUGGUUCUGCCAUAGCUUUUAACCUCUUUGUUCUUACCAUUACAAAGUUUGACUUUCAUCAAAUGAAUAGCUCUGCCAGAAAAUGAUCAGCCGUCAGCUGAUACUUUUCCAGUCCUCGUCGCUUACAUACAGGCAAUUUUUCCAUUGCUAAACAUAAUUUAAUAUUUUCUUUGUUUUAAUGUCAUAUUUUAGUUUAGUUAUUCGCUUAUUCAUUUAUUUUUUGUUUUUAAUACUUGUUUGGAAAAAAAAAACUUUUGAAUGUAAAUCGCUGCCAAUUGUUUACAUAUUUUUGUUCAAUCUGUGGUUCAUCCGUCUAUUGAUGGCCCCUAAGCAAAAUGUUGUACCAUAGAUUAUCUUUUAUUUCAUAUUUUAUUGUUAUUGUUAUGUGUUUUGCUAGUUUUGUAAUUUAUAUGUUCGUUUAUUUUAUUUUAUUUAAUUUUAUUUUAGUUUCGAACUUUCUUUUUCUUUGAUCCCAACUUUAUUAUUUAUUGAUUUGUUUUUUCCUUCUUCUUUUUGUAAAUAAUUUGAUUUAACACAUGCUACGUAAACACAAUUGACUUUUUUUUAUUGAAGGAAGCGAUUAAAACCAUAAUCUUAUUUUGUGUGAUUUAGCAUGUGUUAAACGUGUAAAAUAGAUGUAUACUUUUAAAAUAUGAAUGUGCGUUCAAUUUUUUCCUCCUCUUUUUGAUUUAACAUUUGUUCAUAAGUUGAUGAUCCGUUUAGGACUGGUCAAAACCUCCAAAAAACAUUUUUCAUUAAUUAUCUGACCGUAUGAACAUUUCCCCAAACUCGAAUAAAAAGAGUAGCCGCUAAAAUUGAAAAUAAAACCAAUGAUUACCACCUUUGUGAUUAAAGCACCGAGUUGCCAAGGGAAUAAAAAUGGUGCAAUUUCCUCAGUCACCAAAUCUCUUGGUUUCUCCGUGCCUUAAUUUUAAUUUUUCUUUUUUUAAUGUUUAUAUGUAUGGCCUAUGUUGCUUAAAACAUUAAUGAAUAUAUUUUUUAAAAUUUGA
This is a messenger RNA of Bemisia tabaci, 8956 nucleotides long. RefSeq lists its product as uncharacterized. The record is from RefSeq and is a predicted model, not a curated record. Gene Ontology annotation, biological process: regulation of transcription by RNA polymerase II. Gene Ontology annotation, molecular function: DNA-binding transcription factor activity, RNA polymerase II-specific; RNA polymerase II cis-regulatory region sequence-specific DNA binding. NCBI's taxonomy places the organism in Eukaryota, Metazoa, Arthropoda, Insecta, Hemiptera, Aleyrodidae.